Messenger RNA from Zychaea mexicana, 383 nucleotides. RefSeq lists its product as uncharacterized. NCBI's taxonomy places the organism in Eukaryota, Fungi, Mucoromycota, Mucoromycetes, Mucorales, Lichtheimiaceae. The transcript is spliced from 6 exons. The coding region runs from base 60 to 266 and encodes 68 amino acids. The record is from RefSeq and is a predicted model, not a curated record.
CGAGUUUUUUGCUAAAGGAACUGAACAGCAUAUGUAAAACUGCUCAAUAAAUCGGCGCAAUGGGUUUAAUUACGUUGGAGUUUUCUAUCGAGUCCACAAAGGUAACAAUCGCUUAUGAAAUAACUCUGGGCAGCGCUCUUUUACGCGUAUGGAUUUUUUUAACCUGGUUCCACCGGGGACAAAUUUUGACAGUUGUCUGCUUACACGUACGAGUUUUUUCUAUCCUGGUUCUACUUUGGUUCCAUUGUAUUUCCAGAAACGUAUAAAUAGUAUCUGACAGCUUUCUUUACCUUUUUUCCUGUUGUAACAACCCAUUUGUUUAUCUCUCCUCCAUUUCAUUUCUAUUUUUCUCUGUCAGACACAAUUACUGUUAUCCACCUUAU